Molecule: messenger RNA, 1940 nt
Organism: Aspergillus pseudotamarii
Lineage: Eukaryota; Fungi; Ascomycota; Eurotiomycetes; Eurotiales; Aspergillaceae
Product: putative MFS pantothenate transporter
Exons: 2
Coding region: 517-1884 (455 amino acids)
Biological process (GO): pantothenate import across plasma membrane
Cellular component (GO): plasma membrane
Molecular function (GO): pantothenate transmembrane transporter activity
Source: RefSeq, a predicted model, not a curated record
GUCACCGCUGAUGUGUGUCCUUCUGCCGGCAGAACACAAGCCUGAGCUAAGCCUGCAGAUGCAGGGCAUUGGACGGACUUUCAGUGGUUGAUUGUGUCUGGCGGUGAGGAUUACGGGGGCUGUGUUGAUGCCAAGAGCAUGACGUGAAAAGUUUUCGCUAUAACCAGACGAUCAUUGGGUCAAAGAAAAUGCUUCUAGUGGAGUUACAUCGCCCAUUGUGACAUUAUCAUCUUGCGACCCAUUCGAGUCUAUUGAACCUAGCAUCUUUUGAGUUCAAUCCUUCAACUUUCAAGGGCUUGUCGUAACCCGUGACACCCAUGUGCCCCUCCUGGCAUGCAGCCUGAGGCACCUACCAACUUCCACCAGAAGCGGUCUAGCUCCUUCGGACGUUCACCAAUCAACUUCGUUAUCAAAAAAAGAACUGCUCUGAAUCGACAUCAUUUCCAACGGAAUGAGAUAGCGAUCGGACCCUGCAUAUCCGCGGGGUGAUCCUUCUCAUUUCUACCCUGGUCAAGUAUGUGGGGAAUUAAAGACCCAGAAAGGAAGCUAGUGGUGAAGAUUGACUUCUUCAUUCUAUCGUUCUGCUGCGUGACAUAUUUCUUCAACUACUUAGACCGCUCCAAUCUAUCCAAUGCCUAUGUCUCGGGCAUGAAAGAGGAGUUGUCCUUCCAUGGCAACCAACUCAAUGUGAUCAAUACCGUCUUUACGGUGGGAUACAUCAUAGGCCAGGUCCCAUCCAACUUGGCCUUGACAUACUUCCGCCCGCGGAUCUUCUUUCCCGCCAUGGUCCUGUUUUGGGGUGCUUUGACUAUGGUGACGGCAGCAGUACAUAAUCCCCAGGGAAUCAUGGCCAUUCGAUUCUUCCUUGGACUGGCCGAAGCGAGCACCUUCUCGGGAACUCAUUAUAUUCUCGGUUCAUGGUAUACUGAGCGGGAACUCGGCAAACGCAGCGGCAUCUUUACAGCCUCGGGGCUGGCAGGAACAAUGUUCGGUGGGUUUAUUCAAACCGGCAUUCAUUCCUCCCUGGAUGGUGUCAGGGGCCUAUCCGGGUGGCGAUGGCUCUUUAUCAUAGAUGGCUUAAUCACCCUGCCCAUAGCCAUCUAUGGCCUACUAUUAUUCCCCGAUACGCCCACCACCACAACAGCUCCCUACCUAACAGCAGCAGAAAAGGAGCUGGCAGUGUCACGUCUGCCCACAGUCAAUGCCAACCGUGCACCCGUGAACCGUGCCUUCCUCAAACGACUCUUCACCACAUGGUACUGGUGGGGAUUCGUCAUCCUAUGGGUCAUCGCCGGAGAGACGGAAUCCUUCUCCUCGAACUCUCUCUUAGCUUUGUAUAUGAAAGCCCACCCUACCAUCCACUAUUCGGUGUCCCAGUUAAACAAUUACCCGACGGGUGUCCCAGCCGUCGGCAUCGUCUCGACUCUCUUCUGGGCGACACUCACAGAUAUCCUCCAAGGAAAGCGAUACCUAGUGAGCUACUUCAUCGGCAUCACCGGUGUAGUUACUUCUGUCUUGAUCCUGACCCGCUUCGACUCAACAGCAACCGUGUUUGGGGCGUACUACUGGGCCGGAGCCGUGUAUGCAUGCCAGGCUACGUUCUUCGCCUGGUGUAAUGAUGCGAUGCGAUCGCAAGAUGCACGACAGCGGUCCGUGGUGAUCGCCAGCAUGAAUAUGGGCAAUAAUGCUGUCAAUGCCUGGUGGAGUAUUAUUUUCUAUUCGGCGAAUCUAGCGCCACGGUUCACGCGGGGAAUGUGGGCGAUGAUCGGGUGCUCGAUUGCGUUGGUUCUCUGGACGACGGGGAUUGUAUGGAGGACAGCCAAGGAGGAGAGACAAGCGGUUAGGAUAGAAGAGCCAGAGAGGGUGGGCAUUAAGGACAAUUGAAGACCCAAUUGUUUCACUCAAUAUAAGAUACCGUUCAUCGUGCGAACAUAAAUCUA